Messenger RNA from Danaus plexippus (monarch butterfly), 5322 nucleotides. Its product is annotated as Krueppel-like factor luna. The transcript has 4 exons. Lineage: Eukaryota; Metazoa; Arthropoda; Insecta; Lepidoptera; Nymphalidae. The record is from RefSeq and is a predicted model, not a curated record. Gene Ontology annotation, biological process: regulation of transcription by RNA polymerase II. The coding region runs from base 74 to 706 and encodes 210 amino acids. Gene Ontology annotation, molecular function: RNA polymerase II cis-regulatory region sequence-specific DNA binding; DNA-binding transcription factor activity, RNA polymerase II-specific.
GCGCGUUCUGUCGUGGAGGGUAUACGUGUGCUGUGCUAUUAAAAUAACUCGAUCGGCAUCACAUGUAAGCACGAUGGAUGUUCUUCCGAGCGGUAACCUAUUCCGCGAGUUGCAGGACGUCACCGACACCGGUUAUUUCGAAUGGAAGCUUUCUUUGGAAGAUUAUUGGCAACAGACAUGCUACGAAAUGGAGCGGUACCUCCGGGAAGAACCCCGCGGGAAGCGCAGAGAUUCCCUUCAAGAGGAGGAGUGGGCGAGGUCUUCCUCCUGCUCGCCACCUUCUUCCCUCUCCCCGCAGUCACCUAGAGUGGUCACAGUCACAACUGCAGCAGUGAAAAGUGAACCGCCUAGUGAUUCCGAUGAACCAAGAGACGAGCCCAGCCCGCCGGUGCGUCGUCAUGUGCCGCGGCAUCAUGCGCACGCGCAUGCAACGGAUCCCCGUCGACGCGUCCACCGCUGCGAAUUCCCCGCGUGCGAUAAAGUCUACACCAAGAGCUCGCACCUCAAAGCCCACAAAAGGACUCACACAGGCGAGAAGCCGUACAAGUGCUCGUGGGAGGGCUGCGAAUGGCGGUUUGCUCGCUCCGAUGAGCUGACCCGACACUACCGGAAGCAUACCGGCGCGAAACCGUUCCGCUGCCGUCACUGCGAACGCUGCUUCUCCCGCUCAGACCACCUCGCACUCCAUGCGAAGCGCCACGCGUAGCUGCCGAACCCCCCACCCACACCCAAACUCAUCGGGAAUCGGAACAAACGCGCCUGUAAGACGUCGCCGUAGCAACCGCGCUAUUAUGAACCGCAAUAUUUCACGGUGCGUUCAUCAUCAUCGAUGUGACCGAUCCCAUUUCUAUAUUUCGUGUGCCCCUGAUGUUAUUGCGCGUCCUGCGUUAUUAUCGCUUGUUUUGGAAGGGCUCGCGGUGGCGGGUGUCGCGAAGCGUUGCAUGCCAAAGAAAAUUAGCUACGUACGUAGCCAAGUCAACACUCAUUGCACCUAAUGCUUUAAAGUUAUUUUUUAUUAAUUAAUUAUUUUAAAGGUAUUAAAAAAAAAAAAUAAUCUCCUUUUCGGCCUGUGUCGUUGUGGUUCUUCGUUUUGCGAUAAGAGGACUUUUUUUUUAUAUUUGCCGUUGUUUAUUAUGUAAAAGAUGUCUAAGCUUUGUGUACAGAGAGGUUUUUAUGUUCGCUGGUCGCAUAGCGGCUGCCGACAGUUGUGCCAUCGUCGACGGGCGGGCGGGUGUUAACUUCUUUAUCAUGCAAUAACAACUGUAGCAUUAUCAUUUAUCACAAGUUUGCACACAACAUACGCGACCUUUCUAGUUUCUUCAUUCAUAAGUUUACGAUAGUGUUCGCUUACGAAUGAAAACUAAAGACGCUCCGUACGUAGUGACGAACGAACUUAUGGUAAGGAUACUUUGUAGUGUUAUCUCGCAUCGUUCCGAAGACUUUCGUAUUGUAACGUGUGACAUAUAAUUUAUUUGCUGUAUGUCUGUAAGUCAGCUGAUGUGUUGUCCCAGUGCAGUCGCUGCGAGCGUUGUUAUUUAACCAUAUAUGUCAGUUGUUGAGAUUUAAAGUAAUUGUUUUUUUUUUUUUUAUAUAUGUCACAAAUUAUUUAUUAGUCCCGAUGCGACUGCACCGCGCACUUCGUGUUUAGAUUUUAUGUAAAUCUUAUUGCGUUAUGUUAAUAUUACUUUCUCUUUUACUCUCUCAUUCCGUUAUUGUAGGCUGAAUUUUUAUGUUUGUCUGCGAAAAUGGGUUUUUAUUGUCAUAAACGUUACGCCGUUACACACAUAGUCUGAGAGUAUAUUGUUCACACUAACUCUGAAGUCUGAACGCUGAGGGUGUGACGGCGUCACGGAUUUUCUUGAAGUUAUUUCAUCGAGCAAGUUGAUUCUGAAUCACAGUCGCUAUAUUUAUUUUCUAUAUGUUUUGUUUAUAUUUCGGGCGCUUUUUAUGCCAGCCUGAUCGUAUUGUGACUUUGGGAUCUAAUGUUGACUCUUUUGUAAGCCAUUAUAAAUAUUCGUUUGCUAUUGAAAAAUAUUUGCCUCUACUUAUAUUAUUGUUUCCUGUUAUAGACGUCUUCAAAAAUUAUACGUAGUUUAAAUUUAUAUAAAAAAUUAUAGCUUGAUUGCGUUGAUUAUUCAGAUAAGUGAAUAAUUUAAGAGCUUACACAAUACCGACUUAAGAUUUCGGAUCUCUUAGUCACAACAUAUCAUAAGAUAUGACUAGCUAAGUAAAAUUGUUUCUUUUCCAUAUAUAUAUAUAUAUAUGACCUAGUUUUAAGGUUAUGCUGAUUAAAGAUAAAUUAAGUGAACAUUUACAUAAAAAUAAAAAUAUUCGAAAAGUUUACGAGAUUAUCGAAAUUUGAAGUAAAUUCAUGGUUGUUUAACUGACGUUUUUCAUUAGGAAGUAAGUUUUUUCUCAUAUAAAAACUACGAGUUUUCACUUGACCCAAAUAAAACGCUGUUCUAUAUCUCAAUGGUUGUGCUUCUUACGCACAUGUUUUUUCGUAUAUGUUAAACGACUCGAAUGUAUAUACAUAUAUAUAUUCUUGACAGCUGUGAAAAGCAGAAAAGGUGAAACUGAGCAAUUAAAGUUGAAAUUAAAAAAGAAAAAAAAAACCCUCAGUCACAUUAUUUGAUAUAUAUUAAAUAUAUAAUAUAAUAUAGAAACAAGAAACGCUUCGUAUAAUUUCGAUGAAAUUACGAAAAACGUAACGAUCAAUUUGAAUCUUGAAUCGAUCACUAUAAGUAACACGUGAUCGUUACAAAAAAUAUAGAUUAUAUAUAUAAUAACUUAUAAAAUGUUAAACUUUGAGAGCGUAACAUUUUAUAGAGUUUUUUUUUUCUCUCAAUAUAUUUAUUUAUAUAGACGUUUUGCUUAUUGCUAAUAACAUUUUGUCGAUGCUGUUGAAUAUUUUGAAUUUCAUAAAAAUUACCGAAAUUUAAUUUCAUUUGUUCGUUGUUUAUAUAAUCACAGUUAUUUAACAUAUAUCCUGUGUGAUCUGGCUGUGGUAGUCGAUGCAACGUCGGAGUUCGAUUACGAUAUUUGACAUUCAAUUAAAAAAAAAUAAUUAUAAAUACCACCGGGCAUUCUUUUUGGGAUGCGAUUGUAUAUUUUAGUAACAAUAAACAAUAAGUACAAUGACUGCAUACAAUUUAACUGCCAUACUUUAAACCAUUUAGCGUCUAGUGGUGUGCACAGAUUAUUUAAGACCGUUAAAUAUGGAUUCAGCUGUGUGUUAAAAUAAUUUUUAUAUUCCUAAAGAUAUUAUCCCGGGGGCCAAUGAUGUAGUCUUCCCGAAUUGUGAAAAUUGUGAUUAUUUACAUCAAUACAAUCUCAGGGGUCUGGUUGGACGAUUUUAUUUUUUAAAUACAACUGAUAUUCUUUUUUUUUUAAACAUAUUUGACAGACAUUAACUUACCUAGUGAACCACUCUACAGCAACGACUUUAUUCUAAUGAAGAAUUUAAAAUUCUAGCGUAAUUAAAUAUUAUGGGAUGCCCCUAAAAGUUUUUUAUUUAUAAAAAAAAAAAUUGCCAAAAUUGUAAUAAAAAAAAAAAAAAAGAAUGUCAACUUCUCUUCUCCUAAUUAAUAGUGUUUUAACGUUUUUCUAGGCUUUAAACGGUAACAUUAAUUUCAAUCUAUUGUUACAUUUAAUGUAACAACGAUAUUUUUAAACAAAUCAUUAUUAUACUUCAUAUAUAUAAAGAUAUAUAAUCACCCUUCCAAAACUAAGAAGCACUAAAAUUAAGGUAUCGCGAAUCGAAUUUAUACUAUAAAUAUAUUAAACAUCAUGUAAUAGUAUCUUAGUAUCCCACUUAGCGCUUUAAGUUUAUUUUAUAUUAAUUUAUUUAUAUAUUUAUCAUUUAUUACGAUGUAACAGUUUUUUGGAUAUAUUUUAAUGUGUUAAAGUCUAGAUAAAUGUGUGGAUGUUUAAAAUCGUAAUUUUAGCAAUUAAGAAGUAUAUAAAAUGUGAUUCAUAAGUUUAUCCAGCCCUUGUGGCAAAAUAUACUGUUAUUAUGUAAUUGUGUCAUAGAAAUAUAAUGUAAUAGAAUGUACAUGGUGUGAUACCUGUGCUUACAGCAUGUUUUAGAUGUGAUUAGGUAUAAAAAGGAUUAGUUUAUAAGUUAUAUUAUUCACGAAGCUGAUACCUGCAUAUUAGUAGAGUAGAUAAAAUAUACUACCUGUGGUUAAUGUAACGUUAUGAUACCUAAGUAUAAUAUACACGUGUAUAGACAAUUAUAAAAAGUUGCGGCUGUGUAUUUUUGAAUCAACCUGUAUAUAGGUUAUUCAAUAUAUAAAAGAACCCAUUGAGCAAUAGGAGUGCGCACCUUUUUAUUUUUAUUAAAAAAAAAAUAAAAAAAAAAAAUAAAUAAGAAACAAUUUUUAUAUUUAUAAUUUAUGUUUAGAUAGGACAGGAACAGUUUCGCUGUUUAAUAAAUGCAUGCCCAUAUAUUGUUAACUGAAUUUCAAUUAGGUAUAAUAACUCAACAGUGUAUCUCAGCAAUUUUCUUAUAUAGUAAUCAUGUUUCCCAAAAUUUUGUAAUGGAAUAUUUAAUGCAACAAGUAAUUAAGUAAUUACAUCACAUAUAAAUUAUCUGGAUGUUAUUUAAACAUUUUUAUAUGUCGUUCACAUUAAUUGUUUACAUUCCAGUGCUUCUCAAAUCAGUGGGUUUGCGCUUCAUAAUUGUUCAAAAUUAGUAUAUGUUAAGGAUGAGUAGCAACUGACAGAACUGUCAAGAUUAACUGUGUAAGGAUAAUAUAGAUAAAUAUUAAUUUUACUUUAAGUCAGUUAAUAAAUACAUACUACAUUGAUGUUAUCUUAGUACCUACUGGUUUAUAAUCUGUGUGUAAUGAAAAUAUGUUUAUGACAGUUCUGUUUGUUACGUAGGGUUUUUGCAAUGAGAAUUUUAUAUAAACAAGUGCAAUGAAAUUUGAUCCGAGAGCAUGUUUUGUAUGAGCAAACUACUCAAUGUUCUGACAAACCGAUACAGAUUUGAUCCCAUAUGUAUCCAACACCACAAAAUCAAGACAUGUCACUUCAGAAUCACUUUUCUACAAAUGUUCAAAACUGUUUAUGAACAAUAUUGGUCUUUAAUCUAAACUUAGAUAAUGGCUUAUCAUAUUCUCAUAGAGCCGUACUAAUGUACAUACCUAAAUUAGUUUAAUAUAGUUACUUUUAUUUACAUUUCAAUUUAUAUUACAUAGAAAGUGAGUAUUAUUGUUUGGUUGUCUGAUAUGAAUGUGUAUUACUUGUGAAACCCUUGGAAGGGGUGAGUUAACUAGUGUAUUGCAUUUUAUAUUAAUAAAUUUUUCUUAUAUGUGA